AUGCCCAAUACUCGCUCACGAGGCGAGAUAAUUGAGCAACCCUUUGACGAACCCGAGCGUCUUCUUAACGAACGACGCCGAAAUUUAAGUACUCAACCCGAGAAUAUCGAAACCGAAAUUCUCACUCUCGAAGUAACCGAAGAAAUCAUUAACGAAAUAGUUGACGAACCAGUCAUGGCUGAAAAUCGUCCACUUAGAUCUUACGCUAUUCCUUCGCAAGAAGAACUGCAUAAUAGCAUCGCUGCCCCCGCUAUUGAAGCAAACAAUUUCGAGCUUAAACCUUCAUUGUUGGCUAUAGUACAACAAAACCAAUUCUCCGGAAAUCCCGCGGACGACCCUAAUCUACAUUUGUCCAUAUUCUUGCAAUAUGCCGAUACUAUCAAAGCUAAUGGUGUCAGUCCCGAAGCUAUAAGACUUCGUUUAUUCCCAUUCUCAUUAAGGGAUAAAGCUAGAGCCUGGCUCCAGUCCCUACCAUCCAACUUCGUCGCAACAUGGGACGAGUUGAAGAAAGUCUUUUUAGCAAGAUAUUUCCCGCCUAGCAAAACUGCUAUGCUAAGAGCCCAAAUCAAUGGAUUUAGACAAAGGGACAACGAGUCUCUUUUCGAAGCUUGGGAAAGAUAUAAAGAAAUGAUUAGGAUAUGUCCUCAUCAUGGGCUCGAAGAAUGGCUAAUCAUCCAUACCUUUUACAACGGUCUCUUGUAUAAUACAAGAAUGAUAAUAGACGCCGUAGCUGGUGGCGCACUUAUGGAUAAACCAUACAACCAAGCCUAUCAGCUUAUCGAGAGCAUGGCUCAGAACCAUUAUCAGUGGGGAAACGAGAGAACAUCCGUAGAGAAGCCUCAAACGAAAGGCGGUAUGUACGAAGUAAACGAGCUUGACCUUGUUAAAGCCAAACUUGAAGCUCUAACUCAAAAGAUGGAGAGUAUGACCACAACACCUGCAGCCACCAUGGCUGCAACAAUUUCAAAUUGCGAACUAUGUGGAAUUCAAGGGCACAAAAUCGCUGAAUGUCAACUCUUAACGGAAGUUCCCCCAGACCAAGUAAACUACACUCAAGGAAACCCUUACAAUCAAGGUCCGAGGAACCAUCCAUACCUUUCGUACAAAAGUAACAAUGCUCUAUAUGCACCUGGCCAAGCACCUUCUCCCACUCCACCAGGAUUCCAAAAACUUGCUUUCAAUGCUCCUAGGAAGUCUAAUCUUGAACUAUUAGUAGAAAACUUCAUAGCUACCCAGACUCAAACCAACCUUCAAACUAGUGAGCAAAUUAAACAAAUAACAAGCAAAUUAGAUGUCUUGACCACUCACACUAGAAUGCUAGAAACUCAAAUAGCACAAGUAGCACAACAACAAGCAUCUACCUCUGCUCCUGCGGGCACAUUUCCCGGACAACCACAACCGAACCCAAAAGGCCAAGUAAACGCUAUAAUGCUAAGAAGUGGAAAGCAAGUGGAUGAACCAACUAGUUCACAAGUGGACAAACCAAGUGAUCCUAAGUCCGAUGCCCCAGCCAUACACCAAGACUCGGAUGAGGUAACCAAGGGAGAGAGUGAACAAAACAUAAAAGAUAAAGAAAAUAGUGGUGAGGAAACCAUAGAAAAGAAGAAACCUUAUGUACCUCCACCACCAUAUAAACCACCCAUUCCGUAUCCUCAAAGAUUCGAGAAAUCCAAGAGUGUAGAACAAUUUAAGAAAUUCGUAGAGCUUCUAAAACAAUUAAACAUCACAAUACCCUUUACGGAAGCCAUUACCCAAAUGCCCUCAUACGCUAAGUUUCUCAAAGAAAUUUUAACUAAAAAGAAAAAGAUCGAGGAUGAGGAAAUCGUUAUGCUUACUGCCGAGUGUAGCGCCAUACUCCAAAAUGAUAUGCCCCCUAAGCUAAAAGACCCAGGAAGUUUUUCCAUACCCUGUGUAAUUGGAAAUUAUGUAAUAGAUAGGGCCCUAUGCGAUUUAGGAGCCAGUAUCAGCUUAAUGCCUAUGUCCAUAUGCGAAAAACUUAAUUUAGGAGAAUUGAGACCAACUAAAAUGUCAAUACAAUUCGCUGACCGUUCUGUCAAAUACCCCUUAGGUAUACUAGAAAACGUGCCAGUACGUGUAGGUCAAUUCUAUAUCCCUACCGAUUUUAUAGUCAUGGACAUAAGGGAAGAUUCCAAUACACCUAUCAUUUUAGGAAGGCCAUUCUUAGCAACUGCCGGAGCCGUAAUAGAUGUAAAGGAAGGAAAGCUAACGUUUGUAGUAGGUGAAGAAAAAGUCGAAUUUAUUUUAACGCAACUCAUGAAAGCACCAGCUAUAGACGAUAGUUGUUACAUGGUAGACGUCAUCCAAGAAUGUAGAAAAGAGAGUGAGAAGGAUCAAACUAAACAUUCUGAAAUUUUAAAAACUUCCACUCCUCCAACUCAUAAAAAUGGUGAUGACGACCUAGCUAAAUGUUUAGAGAUUACACAAGUUCCUAAACCUAGCCAUGUUAAACCAACUUUAAAACUAAAAACUCCAUCAAGACUCCAAAAAGGAACCCCUGUGGCUCCGAAUAAAUUAAAAGGCCCCGUUUCUAAGAAAAUACCUCCCGACAUAUUAAAAGACCACCCAGAAAAUAACAUCGCUCAAAAUAAAAUACCCCCGGGUGUCUCUAAGAAAAAGAAAGAAAAAAAGAAGAGAAGACCUAUGAAAUGGUCUGACAUUUUCAAACGGAGACCCAAGAAUAUUGAGCAUAAUUUAAAAGAUGUGAGUCUAGAGGAGGAACCAUGUUGA
Molecule: messenger RNA, 2748 nt
Organism: Trifolium pratense (red clover)
Lineage: Eukaryota; Viridiplantae; Streptophyta; Magnoliopsida; Fabales; Fabaceae
Exons: 1
Coding region: 1-2748 (915 amino acids)
Source: RefSeq, a predicted model, not a curated record